Microdochium trichocladiopsis is the source of this 450-nucleotide messenger RNA. RefSeq names its product mitochondrial large subunit ribosomal protein-domain-containing protein. Gene Ontology annotation, biological process: translation. Bases 1 to 450 code for a protein of 149 amino acids. The record is from RefSeq and is a predicted model, not a curated record. Gene Ontology annotation, cellular component: ribosome; mitochondrial large ribosomal subunit. The transcript has 2 exons. Lineage: Eukaryota; Fungi; Ascomycota; Sordariomycetes; Xylariales; Microdochiaceae. Gene Ontology annotation, molecular function: structural constituent of ribosome.
AUGCUCACACGGACACUCCGGCCACUGGCCGCCCUCGUCCGGCCCGCGCAGGCCCGCCAAUCCCAGUCGGUGGCCGUACCUCACCUCCGGUCACUCGUCACGAGCAGCACAGCAGAGCCAGCUCAACCGGCUGAGACGAUAGCCACCACAUUACCAGCCGAGCCUGUCGCGAGCUCCUCAACUGCGCCGAGAGCCAAGGUCCCUUACUAUGUCGGCAAGAACAAGUUUGAGAACUUUGGUGUCUACCACAAGACGAAGCGCGGAGGAAACCUCAAGACGACCGAGAUCAAGAUGGUGGACGGCAACAUUGCGUCUCUGAAGGAGGAUCUCAAGGCUGCGCUCGAGCUCGGAAACGGGGAUAUUGCCUUUAACAACACCACGAGGCAUAUUGUCAUCAAGGGCCACAAGAAGCCGCAAGUCAUCAACUUUCUGAACAACAUGGGCUUCUGA